AUGACCGUCGGCAACGGUUCGACCUCGGAAAGCGCCACGGCUUUGAUGACCUCGCUCAAUCAGGACUCGGGUUAUGGAGGUAGCAUUUCCGAGAAUGCCAGUACGGAGGGUGAUGCAAGCGCGGCUUGGCGCGCAGGGUUGAUGGAGGAUAGACCGACUCCGGUGCAUACUCCCACGCGUCCAGGAGAGUGGAAUCCUGCGGCUGAGCAUGAAAAGCAAAUGGUUGCUAGUCAUGUCUCUCAACUCAUGUACAACUCGAACCGAACCCAGCUUGGUCGUGCGAUUUCCCGAACCAUCGAAACUUUGAAGGAUCUCCAGGAUAUGAACCGCCAAUGGCCUGCCCACUAUCCCUCCGUGCAGAACACGCCCUCCUCGCCAAUGGAUCGUCCAUCGCCGUACCAAACUCAUUCGGAGUCAGGAGGUAACGAGAGCAGACCCGGCACUCCGCCCCGGCCCGAUCUGAGACGCGCAGCCACUAUCGGAAAUGAAGACAGGGGAGAAUUCAGUGCCUCGCCGCCACGUCGCGUCAUGACAGAGCCAAGAUUGAUGACCCCACAGAUUGCGCAGGAGUUUUCUAUCUUGAAACUGGAUUUGAAACUCGGUGCUCUUUCGCAAACAGAGCUAGUGCAUUCGUUGGAAAAGGCAUCAAUUGCCGCCUUAUUGGAUGGAAAGAUCACUCAAAGCAUGAAGCAUCUUCUCUCGCUGCGAGACAGGAUUGAGGACACUUCGAGCAAGGUUCUGAUUACAGGAGACUUGAAUGCAGGAAAGUCGACAUUCUGUAAUGCUCUUCUGCGCCGAAAGGUGUUGCCAGAGGACCAGCAACCUUGCACCAGCAUCUUCUGCGAGGUUCUUGAUGCCCGUGAAAAUUGCGGCGUGGAAGAAGUCCACGCUGUCCACAAAAAUACGCCAUAUAACCGCAAUGACGAAAGUACCUUUGAUGUCUAUGCUCUCGCCGCACUCGAAGAUAUCGUCAUCGAAAACACGAGGUAUAUGCAGUGCAAAGUCUACGUCAAGGAUGUACGGUCCAUUGAUGAAUCACUCCUCAACAAUGGUGUGGUUGACAUUGCUUUAAUCGAUGCACCUGGCCUAAACUCGGACUCAUUGAAAACAACCGCUGUCUUUGCUCGCCAGGAGGAAAUUGACGUCGUUGUGUUUGUAGUCUCGGCCGCAAACCAUUUCACAUUGUCUGCAAAGGAGUUCAUUCUGAAUGCUGCACAUGAAAAGGCAUACAUAUUCAUGGUGGUCAACGGAUUUGAUCAAAUUCGCGACAAGCAACGUUGCGAACGCAUGAUUUUGGAUCAGAUCGGCAAGCUCAGUCCUCGUACAUACAAGGAGGCUGCUGAGCUGGUUCACUUCGUUUCUAGCAAUGCUGUUCCCGUUGCGCCCGCCAUCUCGCAAUCUGGCUCUGGUGGAGGUGAUGGUGGCUCUGACGAUGAGGAUGAUAAAAAAGAUUCCAAAGGCAAGGGCAAGGGCAAAGAACGAGAGAAACUCCAGGAUUUCGAGAAUCUCGAGGGCGCUCUGCGACGUUUCGUCCUUGAAAAGCGCUCUCGGUCCAAGCUUGCGCCUGCCAGAACUUAUCUUCUCAAUCUCCUGGCUGAUCUUACCUCCCUUGCCACAGUUAACCGUGAUGUCGCACAAGCUGAGCUUAAGCGGGUGACGGAUGAACUGGCUGAAAUUGAACCCGCAUUCGAGAAUGGCAAGAAAAAGAAAGGAGAGCUCGCAGAGGGUGUCAACAGGGCCAUCGAUGACUCAUGUGAUGAUGUCUAUGACUACACUCGUUCAACAUUGACCAACACAAUCGAGCGUGUCUCUGAAGCCGACCUUGGUGUCGAGUAUCCUGGUCUGUUUUCGGCAUUCCAAUACGCCGAGGACUUGAAGCUAGCAAUGUUAGAUCAGAUUGCUCUAGCCGUUAACAACUGUGAGGACUACGCCAGGGAGAAGACUGUUCAAGGAGUCGGAUUCAUUCAAAAUAUCGGGCUCCUGCACAUUGGUGAAGAUAAAUUCACCCCACUCAACUUCCGCGCAGAUGCGAUGUUCCGCCGCGGCCGUCGCCACACAUUUGGCCGUCAAGUUGAUACUGAAGUUGAGUUGUGGGAUUUCUUCGAUAUUGCUGGCCUCUGGGAGCGCCAAGAGAAGAUGGCAGGAACAGGUGUUGCCAUGACAGCGGUUACUGUGCUGGGUGGUAGAGCAUUGGGUGGAUUCAGUUGGGUGGAUAGUGCCUUCAGCGCUGUCAAGCUCAUUGGGCCGAACAACCUUCGUCGGUUGUUCUUCCCUGGUAUCGUUGCUGCUGCUGUUUUGACCACUGCUUAUGUGCUCAGCUCCAUCCCGACAACCCUUCCUCCACGUUUGUCGCGCAAGAUUGCCGCUACUCUUGAUGAUAUGGACUAUGUCCACACAAAUGCCAACCGACUCUCGACUGAAGUUCGCCGCAUGCUGCGCAUGCCUGCCGGCAAUCUCCAGACCUGUUUAUCUCAGGAUAUCGAGGAUCUCGGCCGACGAAAGCAAGAGGUCACCAAAAUUAAGCAGGAGAGCGAUGUUGCCACCAAGUAUUUCUCUAACCUCUUCCGGGAUAGCAGUGAGAAUCGUCGCUCUAUUGAGAGCUUGGAUUUAGAUGCUCAUCUCCCUGGCGCGAUGGGUGCGGCAAUGCAAGCAUAA
This is a messenger RNA of Penicillium paradoxum, 2655 nucleotides long. RefSeq names its product mitofusin. Bases 1 to 2655 code for a protein of 884 amino acids. Gene Ontology annotation, biological process: mitochondrial fusion. The transcript has 4 exons. Gene Ontology annotation, cellular component: mitochondrial outer membrane. NCBI's taxonomy places the organism in Eukaryota, Fungi, Ascomycota, Eurotiomycetes, Eurotiales, Aspergillaceae. Gene Ontology annotation, molecular function: GTPase activity; GTP binding. The record is from RefSeq and is a predicted model, not a curated record.